AUGGUGCAACGUACUUUAUUUGACUAUGUACCAAAAAAGAAAACAAGUCCUGAACGUGUGGAUGUGAACAAGGAAGCAAAAACAGAUGAACAGCAUACACCACCAUCACGUAAGCGCACGUUAGAAGUUGUAUCGGAGUCCGUUAAUGCUACUAAAGUGCGCAAUGAACCUUGUGAGAGUUUGUCCUCACUUAUUCGUGAUCCCGCGUGGUCUGCGUUUCUGCAACCCCUCAUCACGACAAAUAGUUUUCAUAACAUAGAAAAAUUCAUAGAACAUGAGAUGGCAAGUGGAAAAGUCAUUCUUCCACCCAGAGAUUUAAUCUUCUCAGCUUUUAACAGUACACCACUCAAUGAACUAAAGGUUGUGCUACUGGGACAGGAUCCUUAUCAUAAUUUGGGUCAAGCACAUGGAAUGUGUUUUUCAGUGCGUCCUGGUGUGCGUCCACCACCAAGUUUGGUGAAUAUGUACAAGGAGUUGACAACCGAUAUACCAGGAUUUAAGACACCAUCUCAUGGUUAUUUACAACGUUGGGCAGAACAAGGAGUUUUAAUGCUCAAUGCAACACUUACUGUUGAGGCUCACAAGGCAAAUUCUCAUGCAAAUUGUGGUUGGCAAACUUUUACAGAUGGUGUUAUUCGUCUACUUUCUGAAAAACAUUUAAAACCGAUUGUAUUUCUUCUUUGGGGAGGUUUUGCAAGAAAAAAAAUUGCUUUAAUAGAUCAAAAACGUCAUAUUGUUAUUGAAAAUGCCCAUCCUUCCCCUUUAAGUGCAACAAAAUGGUGGGGAUGUCGUCCUUUUUCAAAGUGUAAUGCGGCCCUGGAGAAAUUAGGACAUGAACCUAUUGAUUGGAGUCUACCAAUGACUGUUAAUGCUUCUACAAAGUGA
This is a messenger RNA of Trypanosoma theileri, 885 nucleotides long. RefSeq names its product uracil-DNA glycosylase. The record is from RefSeq and is a predicted model, not a curated record. Lineage: Eukaryota; Euglenozoa; Kinetoplastea; Trypanosomatida; Trypanosomatidae. Gene Ontology annotation, molecular function: uracil DNA N-glycosylase activity. Gene Ontology annotation, biological process: base-excision repair, AP site formation via deaminated base removal; base-excision repair. The transcript has a single exon. Gene Ontology annotation, cellular component: nucleus; mitochondrion. The coding region runs from base 1 to 885 and encodes 294 amino acids.